Messenger RNA from Rotaria sp. Silwood1, 525 nucleotides. The record is from the annotation of a GenBank genome assembly. NCBI's taxonomy places the organism in Eukaryota, Metazoa, Rotifera, Eurotatoria, Philodinida, Philodinidae.
AUGUCACCUGAUGGUAGUUGGGCAAUCUUUAUUGAUCAGUAUAAUUUGUAUGUACAUUCAUUAAACGAGCAUCCCACAAGGCAAUAUCCAUUAACGUUUGAUGGCAUGAAACAUUAUAGUUACGGUGUAGUACCUAAAAGUCCUGAACAGUUUAUGAUUUCCCAGCAUUUCAGCUUACCAGUAAAGCCAAUUGGUAUAUGGUCACCAAAUUCAAAAUUAUUUUUAACACAUUUAUUAGAUGAACGUGAUUGUCAAGAAAUACAUUUAUUACAAACUGUACCUGAACAUCAAAUCAAGAAUAAUAAUUCUGUAGAAGCACAUCCUACAAAAGUUUUUUCAUAUCGAUAUCCAAUGGUCGACGCUAAUAUACGUUUUGUUGAACUUUAUAUCUUUAAUACUGAAAGUCGUCGUAAAACUCGAAUUCAAUUGCUAAAUCAACUUUCAUCUUUACCAGAAAUCAUUUUCAAUUCAAAUAAUAUACAAUGGCAUCAAAAUAGUCAACAAAUGUGUAUUGUUGAUAAAUAA